AUGGCAGAGACCUUACAGGCCAUAUACGUCCGCGACUACGAGGCCCGGUCUCAGCCCAAACCCCACAUUGUCUACCGCGUCGAGGUUCAUGCCGCAGUGCGGACCUGGUCUGUCUGGAAGCGAUACUCGGAAUUCGAACAGCUCCACGCUCGCUUUACUGAACUCUUCCCAGACCACCCACCGCCCCAGCACUUGCCCGCGAAACAUUGGUGGCAAUCCACCAUGGAUAACCCCGAACUGUUGGAGGAGCGGCGCGCGGGUCUCGAAACCUAUCUCCGAGGCAUCCUUUCGCACCGAGACGACCGCUGGCGACUGACCCAUGAAUGGAACGAGUUUCUGGCUGUCCCCGCGGGGAGAUCUCAGGCAGAUUUAUUUACAGGACCCGCACCACAUUCCUUUACAACCGAAAGUUGGCUCGAGGAAUUCCGCACCCUUCAAGGUCUGGCACGGGAGGUACGAUCACUUAUCAAUCGACGGGAGACUCAUCUGGGCCGAAGCGAGAUCUCGGCUUCCCACAACUGCACUAUCCAAAGCAAGAAACUGUUGACCUCGUUGGGACUCCGGAUCCCGGCACUUGAGAACGGACUGAUGAGCUUAGCCAUGGGCACCCCUGGAGGUGGACGUAAAGGUAGCGUUAUGUCAGACGGAGAGCUGCGUCGACGACAGGAUAUGUUGUCGGAGCUGAAGGAUGAACGAGAAGUCCUGACCAAACUCGUUGUUGCGAACAGGCAGAACGAUGGAGUCGUUGGCUAUCAGGGUGCCGGUAGCAACGUACCAGCGAGCUCUGGAGACAGGAAUGCGCUGUUGGCUGGUAAGAGUGGUCGAAUGCCCAAUCCACGAAGAGUCUUUGGAAGGGUCGUCCAGAAUCUGACGCAGGAGACAUCGCAGACCAGAGGGCUCGACAACGAAGGGCUGUUGCUCCUGCAGCAGGAGCAGAUGAAGCAGCAAGAUGAUCACAUUGAGCAGUUCAAUGCGAUCUUACAGAGGCAGAAGCACAUCGGACUGGCCAUUGGACAGGAACUCGAUAAUCAGAAUCAGCUGCUAGAUGAGCUCGACCGGGACGUAGAUCGGACAACUUUGAAGCUAGGCCUCGUCAACAAGAAGAUCCAAAAGAUCAACUGA
Molecule: messenger RNA, 1122 nt
Organism: Gamsiella multidivaricata
Lineage: Eukaryota; Fungi; Mortierellomycota; Mortierellomycetes; Mortierellales; Mortierellaceae
Exons: 3
Coding region: 1-1122 (373 amino acids)
Cellular component (GO): intracellular membrane-bounded organelle
Molecular function (GO): phosphatidylinositol binding
Source: RefSeq, a predicted model, not a curated record